AAGAAAUACAAAAGGAAAUAACUAAAAUAGCAAAGGACGAAAGAAGCAAAGGUAAGCAAACGAAAAUCGGCUACAAGAAAUUAAUAGUGAAUGGCAAAAUCUAGAUAUGGGACGAAGAGAGAGAACAGCUGAUAGAAAAUUCAAAAAACUAAUAAACGAAGAACAGCGGCUGAAAUAUGAUAUUGCCAUGGCAAAAAAAGACUCGGAAAUGCAAACGGUUAAUGAAAACAAAAUAACGCACACAAAAUAAAGAAAGAAUCUCAAUAAGAAGAAAAGAACAAAACCCAUUAGAAUGGGCUCUUGGAAUAUUAGAACCAUGCUGGCAGCAGGUAAGAUGCAAGAAAUAGCUCUUGAAAUGAAAAAAUACCAACUAGAAAUCCUAGCCCUACAGGAAAUACGAUGGAAGAAAGAAGGAAAAAUUGAGAAGAAAAACUUUAGCAUGCAUUAUUCGGGAGAAAACAAACAGGGAACGAAUGGUACGGCAUUUAUGGUGAACAAAAAAAUGAGGGAAAAUCUGAUACAAUUCAAAGCAGUUAAUGAAAGGAUAUCUUACAUAAGAAAAUAAACAAGCCAACAUCUCGAUAGUCAAUUGCUAUGCACCCACCGAAGAAGCAAACCAAGAAGAUAAAGCAGAAUUCUACGACAUCCUGGAAGAAACCUGUGAAAUAUUCCGAGGAAUGACAUUAAUAAUAUUGGGUGAUUUCAAUGCAAAGAUCGGAAAGGAGGACUAUAAUCGUAAUGUAGCUGGCAAAGAAACCAUUCAUGAAACUACGAAUGAUAAUGGAGGAGAAAUCUGCAACCUAGCAGCAGCAACAAAUACAUAUAUAGUUAGUACUGGGCAUAAACAUAAAAAAGAACACAAAAUAACAUGGAUGAUACCAGGAAGAAUGGAUGGAAACCAAAUAAAUCAUACUCUAAUUUCGAAAAAGUGGACACAAAUAGUACAAGAAGUAAGGUCAUAUAGAGGGGCAAAUGAAGGCACUGACCACAUAUUGUUGAUAGCAAAACUUAAGAUGAAAAUAAUCAAAGCAAAUAAUCAUAAGGAAGGAAAAAGGAGGAAAUGGAAUAUAGCCAAUCUGAAAACGCAAGAAACAAAGCAACAAUAUACAGAACAACUGGAACAGAAAUUGGGUCAGUACGAGCACAUAGAAAUAGAAGGAGAAUGGAAAAACAUAAAGAAGAGCAUAAUAGAGACAGCAGAACAAAUAAUAGGAUUCCAAAAAAACAAAGAAUCGAAAGAAUGGUUUGAUGAGGAAUGUCACCAAAAAAGUCAACUGAAGCACCUCGCAAGAAACAAAUGGCUACAAAGUGCCGAACAGGAACAACUGGACCAAUAUAGAAAACAAAAACAAGAAGCAUUGAAACUCUAUAGAAGAAAGAAGAACACAUGGAUCUCUGAACAAAUGCAAGAAUUAGAAACGAAUAAUAAAGACAACAAGAAAUUGUUCGAAUAGAUAAAGCAACAAU
This is a messenger RNA of Diabrotica virgifera virgifera (western corn rootworm), 1467 nucleotides long. RefSeq names its product craniofacial development protein 2-like. The record is from RefSeq and is a predicted model, not a curated record. NCBI's taxonomy places the organism in Eukaryota, Metazoa, Arthropoda, Insecta, Coleoptera, Chrysomelidae. The transcript has 2 exons. Bases 678 to 1454 code for a protein of 258 amino acids.